Messenger RNA from Dichotomopilus funicola, 3954 nucleotides. RefSeq lists its product as uncharacterized. Bases 1 to 3954 code for a protein of 1317 amino acids. Gene Ontology annotation, biological process: intracellular transport. NCBI's taxonomy places the organism in Eukaryota, Fungi, Ascomycota, Sordariomycetes, Sordariales, Chaetomiaceae. The transcript has 3 exons. The record is from RefSeq and is a predicted model, not a curated record.
AUGGAUACGUCUUCCACAAAGCGAAGCAUUUUCGCUUUCGCCGGCGGUCUUUUCCGCAGCCCGGCUCCUCCGGCGGACAAUCGCGAGGAUAAUGCGAGUAUCAAGAACAAUACCACCUCGAACACACCGACCAAGUCUGCGGCAUCAGCAGCAGCAACCGCGCGCCGCGAGAUCCAUGGCGCGUCGUCAGGGCCUCACAGCCCGAUGAAGCGCGCCUCCGAAGCGCAACUCGCAUCGCGACGCAUUCUCGGCCGCCCGCAAGGCCCAUCGAGCAAGUUGUCUCAGAGCAUCUCGGCGUCAGACCUCGCGCACAGGCACACCAACUUGGUGGUUGCGCCCCCGAGGAGGAUGCCGGGCGACAACCCGAACAAGCAGCGACCGACCACGAUUUCGAACUCGGUAUUGUCGCAUGGGCCGUCGACGGGUACGCCGAAGUCGACGAGCUUUUCGGGUGUGGGCUCAACACCGGCGCGGAAUCUGUUUCGCUCCUCAGCGCUUUACGGCCGGCCUCAGCAGCACAACUUCUCUCCUCGUAUCCCUGCCAACACCUUGAACCAGAGCUUUCCGCCUUCGACGCCGGGCAAGCCACCCCGUGGCUCGACUCCGGAUGUUAACGGCCGGAUUCUUGCCAACACCACAUCUGUCGACCUGUUCCAAAUGAGGAUCUCCUCGCCCCCGCUCCAUCUCACCGGCGAAUAUCUCGCCAAAGAGGUGCCCGAGGACCCGAACCGAACGGGUUCCGUGUAUGCCGAUGAAUACCUCGCGCAUUACUGCCCUCCCGACCUGGACGAGCACCAGAGGCGCCAAUUUUUCUGCAUCCUCGAUCUACGGCGGCUGAAAUACGCAGCCGACGAGGUGUUUACCAAGAAGGACUGGAAGUUGAACGUGCUCAACUUUGCCAAGGAAUACGAGAAGAGCAGGAGUUUGAUCAUGCUACGGUAUGGUCUGUACGAGUUUAAGACGGUGAGGGCCUCGGAGGCGGUCAAGAAGGAGUGGAAGCAGAAACAUGGGAUCCCGGACUCGGAAGAUGAGGCCACGACCCCCAGAGCGAAGGGCGCCACCAAGAGGAAGGCAUCGGAAGAGCUCACACCAGCUGCCGAUAACCCGUUCGCGGCGUCCGUCUCUGGCUCCAACAAGCGCGCUCGUGCUCCCGACAACGCGGCCAAGAACAAGCGCAAGGCCGAAGCCCAGCCGGAGGACAGCCAGCCGGCGAAGCUCCAGAAGCCCGCUGCCCCUCCGUCGGCCACCAAGUCGGUGUUUGAGAGCAUUGCCAACAACGCGCAGUCGACCUCGGCGACCCCGACCAAGGCCAGCGGCAAGUCUGUUUUUGCUUCUGGCGCGGCGGCUAAACCCAUCAGUGCCUUUGGCGCAUCGUCCGGCGGGAAUAUCUUUGGUCACCUCUCUGAUGCGAGCAAGGGCAGUGGCAACGAGGACGACGACGACGAUAGUGCGACCGGGUCCGAGGCCGAAGAUGAAGAUGAGGAUAAUGCGGGUGACGAGUCGGAGGAGCCUCGGGACACCAGCCAGAGCGACGAGCCGGCGGAGAGCGGCGCCGACACACCACGGUUCCUCAACACCCACAAGCCUGCCGUCAACGGCAUGUCGAGUGCCUCUUCCGAUGCCGGCGAGAGCACGCAAGGCCGCAGUAUCUUUGACCGUAUCACGCGCGGUAGUGACGGGCAGCCCAUUAGGAAGCUGUCGCCAACCGACGGGAACCUGUUUGCUGCGCCGAGCGACAAUGAGCGCUCUGUGAGCCCGGCCAAGGAACAGGCUGCUGCGACUGCUCCGGCUGCUCCAGUUCCCGCGGCUCCUGCCGCUCCCGGUAACAACACGUGGAAUGCUGGUACGCGUAUCAAGUUUGCGCCCUCGGCAGGGUCCUCCUUUGGGGCUAGCACCCAGCAAAAGCCGGCCCUGUCCUCGGCCAUUGACUUUGGCUCGACGGCGGCUAACAAGACCACAACCGCGACCACGCCUGCCGCCGAGGCUCCAAAGGAGGCGGCCGCGCAGCCCAUCUUCAGGGCCCAGCCACCAAAGAGUAACGAGAGCACAAACCUGUUCGCCGCGACGAAUGGCACCACGCCCAAUUUGUUUGCGUUCGGCGCUAAGAGCACGGACACACCGGCCGCCGCGCCUUCGUUUGGCUCCAACACUUCAUCCUUGUUUGGCCAGCCAAAGGACAACAAGGACGGCAGCGAGACUCCCAAGGCUGCUCCCGCUCCAUCAACUUCUUUGUUCGGCGCCCAGCCGGCGGCUACCGCAUCGGACACGGCCAAGCCCAGCCUGUUCGCGUCGUCUUCGACAUCGAACCUGUUCGGAAACCAGAGCAAGCCCGAGGCCACGCCCGCUGCGCAGCCCCAAUUCGGUGGUCUGUUCGGCAAGGCUCCGGCCCCAGGUGCGGAGACGCCCGCUGAGAAACCGGCCUCUUCUCUGUGUUCCACCGAUGCCACCGCCAAGCCUGCGACCAACUUAUUCGGGGCCAGCACCGCGACCGGCUCGGAUGCAUCGGCUGCGCCGAAGUUUGCCUUUGGGGGUGUGGAUGCCAAACCCGCUACUACUACCUCUCUGUUUGGCGCCGCCACGCCCGCUCCUGCGGCGGCCGAGCCCGCGGUAACGAAGAACCUCUUCGGCGCUACGACUACAUCCACUGUCCCUGCGACAGAGACGAAGAACCUGUUCGGUAGCACGACGGCUGUCGCACCGGCUACCACCUCCCUUUUCGGUGCGGCUUCGACUCCGGCGCAAGACACAACGUCGCUGUUUGGCAAUGCCUCUACCGACACGGAAGUCAAGCCCAUUUUCGGGGCCACCAAUGCCGAGUCGAAGCCCAUCUUCGGCAGUGCUGCUUCGACCACUUCCGAGAGCCAGCCGGCGACCCUGUUUACCAACACCUCUUCGGCGGCACCCAUCUUCAGCUUCGGAACUAGCUCGACGGCGGCACCAGCCCCGCCAGUCGCUCCGCCUGCAGGUGGUUCCAUCUUCGGCAACGCCGGCGGCUCUUUCAACUUCUCGACAGGCGGUGCCAACGACAACAACAACGGCGCGAUCAAGAACCCCUUCUCGACCGACGGCAGCUUCUCCACGCCCGAGUCGUUCAACUUUGGCACUGGCGAGACCCCAUCAGCGUCGACCUCGUUCACCUUUGGCGCCGGCGCCCCCACCAUCAGCUUCGGUGGCGCGUCGGACAAUGGUGCGCAGCAGCAGCAACAGUCGGUGUCGUUCAACGGCGUCCCGUCGUCCGGUCCCGUUUUCAACUUUGGCGGCGCGUCGCAGCCGAGCUCGGCCCCGAUCUUCUCACAGAACCCCCCUACAGCAGGAUCGAUCUUUGGCAAUAGCCUAGCUCCCGGCGGGGGGACCUCAACAGGUACCAAUUCCCCUUUUACCUUUGGGGGCACGUCCAGCCUCGCUACCACGCCGGCGGCAACGACGCCUGAGCCGUCUGCCACUGCCGCCGCGGCUGCUGCUGAGGAUGGUAGUAAAGGAACAAACGCUGACGGGGAUGACGCACCACAGGAGCAAAUUUCGCUAACCGGCGGCGGCCCGGGCGAGGAGGACGAGUCCGCCGUCCAUGAAGUACGCGCCAAGGCGCUCAAGCUCGUGACGAGUUCCAACAGUAACUCGGACGAGGAAUCCGGGGGCGCGGCCGAUAAGGACAAGGUGGCCAAAGCCAAGAGCUCCUGGAAGACCAUGGGCGUCGGGCCUCUGCGCAUCCUCAAGAACAAGAAGACCGGCACCGUCCGCAUGCUCCUCCGUGCCGAACCUCGCGGCCACGUCGCCCUCAACAAGACCGUGCUGCCCGACUUCACCUACAAGGCGGAAGCCAAGUACGUCAAGGUGACCACCGCCUCCGACGACGGCAAGGCGUUGGAGACGUGGAUGUUGCAGGUCAAGACGCCCGAGUUCGCCACGGCGCUGGCGGAGGCGCUGGAGGAGCACAAGAAGGGGAAUAAGAAAUAA